Messenger RNA from Hypanus sabinus (Atlantic stingray), 1330 nucleotides. RefSeq names its product POU domain, class 5, transcription factor 3-like. Gene Ontology annotation, molecular function: RNA polymerase II cis-regulatory region sequence-specific DNA binding; DNA-binding transcription factor activity, RNA polymerase II-specific. The transcript is spliced from 6 exons. Gene Ontology annotation, biological process: regulation of transcription by RNA polymerase II. The record is from RefSeq and is a predicted model, not a curated record. Lineage: Eukaryota; Metazoa; Chordata; Chondrichthyes; Myliobatiformes; Dasyatidae. Bases 66 to 1187 code for a protein of 373 amino acids.
UUCACCAUGAAGCCCAGAAGUCUUUUCCCUCGCUCUUCAAUGAACCCCGACAGCAGAAUCAGGAGAUGGGGUCUCCAUUCACCCAGGACCGAUCCACCACCGUUCCAGAACGACAGUGUGGCCCCGGCUCAUUUAAGGUGGAUUACCAUGGUCACCCGAUCCCGGAUUGUCGUCUUGGAGAGCAAAUCAGGCCAGGGGUUUCACAAAGUCUCUCCAGACCUUGGUACUCCUUCCCAGCUCCGGAAGCUUGGCCUCAGGGGUCGCUUGUGACUCGUCACGCCCACGCCCUGCCGGAGAGCACCCGCGACUCGAGCAGGGAAGAGAGCGGCAGGGGUACUGAGGACAAAUACUUGCCGGCCGUGCCACCAUUCUACAGCUCCCCCUGGAACUCCUGCUGCCUGCCCCAGCCCUCCUCAGCUCCCAGCCCGCCUGCCGAUCGGACUUCGGCCGGACCGGGGCCUGCCACUCUGCCGAACCACCGCCAGAACCUCCCUGGGGAGCACCGGAGUCAACCAUCCAGCCCCCAAAUCCCGGGGGAAGACCACAGAGCCGGCAGUCCCGGGCAAGAAGACGGAACCAGAUGGAUACCUCCAGACGGCGGCAAUGAAGAUUCUCCCACUUCGGAGGACUUGGAGCAGUUUGCAAAAGAGCUGAAGAAGAAGCGCAUCACAAUGGGCUUCACACAGGCUGAGGUGGGCUUGGCCCUUGGGGCCUUAUAUGGGAAGAUGUUCAGCCAGACGACCAUCUGUCGUUUUGAGGCGCUGCAGCUGAGCUACAAGAACAUGUGCAAGCUGAAGCCCCUGCUGCAGCGGUGGCUACAAGAGGCCAAGGACAACGACAACUUCCAGGAGCUGUGCAGCAUCGACCAAACACUGACUCCAUCCCGCAAGCGGAAACGGCGUACCAGCAUCGAUAACAACGUGAAGGAGGCGCUGGAGAAUUUCUUCGUCAUGUGUCCGAAGCCAACGACUCAAGAGAUCUCGAAGAUUGCUGAUGACCUCAACCUGGAAAAGGAUGUCGUCCGAGUCUGGUUCUGCAAUCGCCGCCAGAAGGGGAAGCGGGCUGCAUUCCAGUUUGGGGAAGAGUUUGAGGGGUUACCCGAGUAUGGAGUGUCCACGUUCCAGUCAGACCCUGGUUUGUUAUAUGGUCGAUUGAAAUCGAUCUCUGAAGACCCAGUUCGGACUUGAACACAUAUUACAUGGACAAGGCUGGCUUGAGGGUAUUGCAGCUCUGCUGAGCUGCCACCUUUAAGAUGAACCAUCAAGAAACUCACCCUUUUGCUCAAGUGGAUGUGAAGCACACCUGAAUGACUUUUGCAGAGAGCUAUCGA